AUGACUGAUCAGGCAGUCACCCCUGUGUGGGACGCUGUCUCGCAAUGGAUUUCAGUCACCAACCCGGAUUUGGAAUACUGGUGGAAGCUAACCGGUCCACACAUCUCCUAUAUGAUGGUGGCGGCUGGCUAUACAGUCGAGGCACAGUAUAACGCACUGUUGUUUCAUUAUCAUUGGAUCAUUCCUUACUUGGGUCCAGCGCUGAGAAAUGAUAGCCGGCCCAACUGGAAGUCUCUCCUCGGCAACGAGGGUUCUCCAAUCGAAUACUCGUGGAAAUGGAACACGGCCAAGGGCAAGCCCGAUGUCCGCUACUGUUAUGCGUCUGUGCGCCGCAUCAUGAGUAUGGGUGGUCGAAAGCAGGUUGCUGAGGAGCAUCUCCAGGAGCUGCGCUCCCUCAUCUGCGCCGUCUCGGGUCUUGACCCAGACUUCCCGGAAGAUCAGGAAAGGCCAUUCACUAGCAGUCACUACACCACCGCGACCAAAGACAACUUUGGCGAGCUGCCGGAGAUUCUCCAUAGCUACAUCUACUACUUCGAUAUCGCACCCGGCAAGUCCGUGCCAGAUAUCAAGUUCUACACCCCGUUCGCCGAGUGGGCAGGGAACCUGAUAGACUGGAUGGAGACACGUGGCCGUGGUAAAUACGCAGGGGAGUACCUCGAUGUGCUAGAGCAUCUUAACCAGCAUCGUAGACUCGAAGACGGCAAGGGUGCCCAUAUUUACAUUAGUGCUCUGAUCAAGAACGAUGGGGAAUUGUAUAUUACCUCAUAUCUUGGGGCCGAAGCAGUGGACCCUUUGCGGCAGGAGGAGCCACGCCGGAGGAGUGACAGCCGCUGA
Molecule: messenger RNA, 834 nt
Organism: Aspergillus thermomutatus
Lineage: Eukaryota; Fungi; Ascomycota; Eurotiomycetes; Eurotiales; Aspergillaceae
Exons: 2
Coding region: 1-834 (277 amino acids)
Biological process (GO): alkaloid metabolic process
Molecular function (GO): prenyltransferase activity
Source: RefSeq, a predicted model, not a curated record